Messenger RNA from Silurus meridionalis, 1346 nucleotides. RefSeq names its product mitochondrial rRNA methyltransferase 3a (gene mrm3a). The record is from RefSeq and is a predicted model, not a curated record. Gene Ontology annotation, biological process: RNA processing. Lineage: Eukaryota; Metazoa; Chordata; Actinopteri; Siluriformes; Siluridae. The coding region runs from base 16 to 1311 and encodes 431 amino acids. The transcript has 4 exons. Gene Ontology annotation, molecular function: RNA methyltransferase activity; RNA binding.
CAAUAAGAAACAAACAUGGCGGCGCUCAUCGGAAACGUGAGUCGAGAGCUGCUUUUAAUGACUGAGAGGAGCUGUAACAGUGUAGUUGUAACUCCCCGAAGGUUUAUUCGAGGUCUGAGGCGGAGACCUGUAGCAGUGAUUUAUCCCGGAGAUGAACAUGAGACUCUCAUUAAACCAGCUGAGCAAAACAAACAGCGCAAGUAUCAGUCUGACCCUGAGAAAGAGAAAGACAAGACACGAACUAACAAGACAGACGGACGGAGGCUUAAAGAGGACACAUCGGAUUCAGGGCAACAUGGAGAGGGGAGAUCUACUGGAAACUUUCCCAGAGUAACAGUAGAGAGUCGCGGUGUGAGGCAGCAGCUGGGCGGUCUGCGGUUUGAUAAAGCUCUUCCUGGAGACAAGAGACUCGCAAAGCUGGUGAGCAUCGCUCGUUCCAGGUCAUUUCGAGAGCAGGAGUGCAAAGUGGUGCUGGAGGGAAAGCGCCUGAUCUGCGACGCUCUGGCUGCUGGAGCCACUCCUCAGGUGCUGUUCUUCAGCAGAGUGGAGCGUCUGCAAGAACUCCCUCUGGAGAAACUGGGCCAGGCGUCUCUGGUCAAGGUCAAAUUUGAGGACAUGAAAAUCUGGUCUGAUCUGGUCACUCCUCAGGGGAUUAUUGCCAUAUUCUCGAAGCCCGAUGAAUCUCGGCUCACGUUCUCCAGAGAUCUUCGGCUCCAGUCCGUCCCGCUGUUCCUGAUCUGUGACCAGGUGCGAGACCCGGGGAGCCUGGGCACCAUCCUGCGCUGUGCCGCUGCAGCCGGGUGCGAUCGUGUCCUCCUCACUCGAGGAUGCGUGGAUCCGUGGGAGCCGAAGGUUCUGCGUGCUGCAAUGGGAGCCCAUUUCCGUGUGCCCAUACUCUCAGGGCUGAACUGGGACUCGGUUUUCGAGCACUUACCGAAGCCAGUGACUGUCCAUGUCGCAGAUGAUGGAAGCAGGAACACGAGGAAUGGAGACGCAGAGGAGUACACCGAGUCAGACUCUGAUGAAUCUGAUGAUGAACAGUCUCUUCCAUGGGUGGAGCAGAAGGUGUAUCAUGAGAACUGGGCGCAGACAAACACAGCGCUAGUGAUUAGCGGCGAGACCUGCGGACUGAGCUCGGAGGCUCUGCAUCUGGCUGAGGAAACAGAUGGUUGUAAACUCUUUGUUCCUAUGGCUCCAGGAAUCGAGUGUCUGAAUUCAGCUAUGAUGGCUAGUAUCCUUCUAUUCGAAGGGCGGAGACAACUGAAGAAAUUUGCACUGAAAACAACAAGAGCCAAAUCCCUCAUUCACUGAUCUGUCAGUCUCUAAUACAGCUCUAUUCAAAUGUU